Molecule: messenger RNA, 708 nt
Organism: Penicillium odoratum
Lineage: Eukaryota; Fungi; Ascomycota; Eurotiomycetes; Eurotiales; Aspergillaceae
Exons: 4
Coding region: 1-708 (235 amino acids)
Source: RefSeq, a predicted model, not a curated record
AUGAAAUCACAUUGUACGACUGGAGGAUGGGUACUUGGAAACCUCAUCGAUGGGACCCAAGCGGAACUGCCUGGAAAUGUUGAUGCAAGAGAGAUGGCGGUAUUUUCCGACGCUUUCCCAACGGGGAUGGAAUGUGGUACUCUCAAUGCGAAUGUUCAGCCGGGGAGCUCUGUGGUCAUCGUGGGAGCUGGGCCAGUGGGUCUUUCUGCCAUGCUCACGGCGAAGUUAUACACACCAUACCCGGUCGUUAUUCUUGACAAACAAGAUACAAGGCUUGAGCUGGCUAAAAACCUUGGUGCUGACAAAGUCAUCAAUGUUGACGCAUAUAACGCAAUGGAAGAACUCGAUUCUGUUGUUGAGGGAAAGGGUUUUGAUUGUGUGAUAGAAGCCGUUGGAACACCGACAACAUUUGACCUUUGUCAGAAGCUGGUGGCUCCGGGGGGUUCUGUGGCAAAUAUAGGGGUUCAUGGUCAAAAAGUAACUCUCGACCUUGACAGACUCUGGGACCACAAUAUUACCACACCAGGUAUCAAAACUAAGUUGGUCGAUACAGUCACCAUUCCGACACUCCUUCGGCUUUUCCAAGCCGGCCGCAUACAAUCAGAAUUACUUACGCAUCACUAUCCAUUCUCAGAUAUUUCCAAUGCUUAUGAGGCAUUCCAAAAGGGUCCCAAAGAGGGUGUUAUGAAGGUCGGAAUAUUUUUCUGA